AUGGCACCAAUGUUAACUCCACGAUCAGGCGCUGGUUAUGCAACAGUUAAUCAUUUUAUAUUUGCUUGUAGUGAAUUUGAUGGAACAAUUCGUUUAUCGAGUGUAGAACGUUAUGAUAGUCAAACAAAUCAAUGGACAAACGCGACAAGUAUGUCUGUUCGACGAUGUUAUUAUGGUUCAGCAUUUAUUCGUGGUCGAAUAGCUGUUAUCGGUGGUUAUGAUGGGACAUCUUUACUUGAUACAGUUGAAGUUUAUGAUAGUGAUAAAGAUGAAUGGACAAUUGAAAGUCAAAUGUUAACACCCAGAUGUGAUUCGGGUUUUGCUUGUGUCGCUUAUCGACAAUAG
Rotaria sp. Silwood2 is the source of this 345-nucleotide messenger RNA. Lineage: Eukaryota; Metazoa; Rotifera; Eurotatoria; Philodinida; Philodinidae. The record is from the annotation of a GenBank genome assembly.